AUGAGUUCAAUUGAAGAAAAAGAUCCAAACACACAACUUCAUGAACAUGUCAAUCUCUUUAGAGGUAAAAUUGGUGACGAUAUCAUGAAUAGCACGCAAAAGUAUUUAAGAAACCCUUUUCAAGAUCUUAAUAAGUUGUCCAAACAAGGAAUCAAUCUAUUAGGAGAAGGUUACAUUUAUUUUGCCAUUCGUGCUGCCUUUAAAGGUAGAUCCAGAACUGAGAGAUUAAAAGAAUUAUCCGCAUGCCCAGAUUGGAAAUUAAUUAAUAAGUUUUAUGCUGUUAUUGGUUUUGGUGUUAGUGUUGGUUUUGAUAUCGAUUUAUUAGGAUUUGGUUUUGGUUUUAAUUGUUAUAGUUGGUUUGGUAAAGGUAUUAAAUGUAAUUAUGUUUAG
Molecule: messenger RNA, 390 nt
Organism: Scheffersomyces coipomensis
Lineage: Eukaryota; Fungi; Ascomycota; Pichiomycetes; Serinales; Debaryomycetaceae
Exons: 2
Coding region: 1-390 (129 amino acids)
Source: RefSeq, a predicted model, not a curated record